Messenger RNA from Striga asiatica, 393 nucleotides. NCBI's taxonomy places the organism in Eukaryota, Viridiplantae, Streptophyta, Magnoliopsida, Lamiales, Orobanchaceae. The record is from the annotation of a GenBank genome assembly.
AUGGCCAUCGAAUCUCAAUAUUUCCUAUUUUCAUUAAUCUUGUUGAGUCUGUUUUUUUUCGUUCCCAAUAUAGCCUACCCCGAAUGCGACGCCACCCAGUGGAUUCCUCUCAAGUCGUAUGAAAUCAACAGCGAUGACAUGGUUGAGCUCGCAAAUUACACAGUGACUGAGUACAACAUAGAGAAAAAAACGAAUUUAGUAUUCAAACAAUUGCUCUACGGCUGCAAACGGGCGGACUCGGGACUUGAGUUAUCUCUGGUUGAAGAAGCCACCGAUUACGGGAAUUGCACCACAGCUGUCGGGAACUGCUACGGCGUUGACGGGAACUACACGGCGGUCGUGAAGGUUCUGGACUGGUACACAAAGCUCGAGUCCUUCGCUAAGAUUGAAUGA